CUUGGUGACUCGCAGAGGGACAGCAGGAAGGGACAAGGAGCUGCAGGAGCAGACGACAUCUGCACCUGGACACCACGACCCGGCAAUGGAGAAGGAGCAAGGGGAAAUGGAGCCGCCGGCUGACGCCACCUUCCCCGGGCAGUGAGCRGCAGCCGGGGCCAUGGAGGAGGCGACGGAGCUGCAGACGGGUGGGAACUCCCUCCUCAAGGCCGUGUGGCUCGGCCGGCUCCGGCUCACCAGGCUCCUGCUGGAAGGGGGGGCUUACAUCAAUGAGAGCAAUGAGAAAGGAGAGACCGCCCUCAUGGUGGCCUGCGUCACCAAGCAYGUGGACCAGCAGAGCAUCAGCAAAGCCAAGAUGGUGAAGUACCUGCUGGACAACCGGGCCGACCCCAACAUCCAGGACAAGGCCGGGAGGACGGCGCUCAUGCACGCCUGCAUGCAGGGCGCGGGCGCUGACGUGGUGUCCCUGCUGCUGGACAACGGGGCCGACCCCAGCCUCGAGGACCACUCCGGGGCGUCCGCGCUGGUCCACGCCAUCAACGCUGAUGACAAAGACGUGCUGCAGCACCUCCUGGAUGCCUGCAAGGCCAAGGGCAAGGAGGUGAUCAUCAUCACCAUGGACAAGUCGGCCUCCGGCACCAAGAGCGCCAAGCAGUACCUGAACGUGCCCCCGUCGCUGGAGUUCAAGGARAAGGGGCCGGCCGAGGGCUGCGCGACCCCUUCGGACAUCAGCCUGAAAAGCCCCGUGUCGGCGCCCACGCAAGAGGAGGGCAGCGGCUUCAGUUCCCCCCGGGACAGCCCCCCGGGCAAGGCGCCCCCGGAGCCGCCCUCUCCCGGCCGGAGAGCCGGCAGCGCCAAGAGGGCCCGUCUGCCGCAGCUGAAGCGGCUGCAGUCGGAGCCGUGGGGGCUCGUGGCGCCCUCGGUGCUGGCGGCAGCGCCGAGCCACGAGGAGGCGGCGCGCGGCCGCACGGACGACGAGCUCGUCACGGCCAUGGGCGACCUCUGCUUCGGCAGGAAGGCGCCGCUGGCCAGGAGCGGCAGCAGCAAGAGCAGAGACGCGGCCCUGCUGCCCCUGGUAGACGAGGCGGCUCUGCGGCCGCCGGCCGCGCCGGGGCCGCCCGCCAGGAAGGGGGUCCUGGAGAAGGCCUACAACGGCUGCGCGGAGCCGCCGGACGCGUCGCCCGCGGGCGCGCCGCGCCGCCCGCCCAGGCUGCUCGAGAGGAGGGGCUCGGGCACCCUGCUGCUCGACCACAUCUCGCACACGCGCCCGGGCUACCUGCCGCCGCUCAACGUCAACCCCAACCCGCCCAUCCCCGACAUCGGCUCCAGCGCCAAAGCCUCCUCCCCGCUCGCUGCCGGACUGAAAACCCUCGUCCCCGUCGCUCCCAGCUCCCCGCGGAGGGGCGACUUGCGAGCCAAGAAGAAGCUCCUCCGCAGGCACUCCAUGCAAGUGGAGCAGAUGAGGCAGCUCUCUGAUUUUGAGGAAAUAGUGGCUCUGUAGCUAGACAACACUUUAUCUUCCAGCAAAUUUACCAAAUCGGUGUCCUCCCUGCAGAAAUGUAAGUGCCGGUUCCUGAGCACGGCGGCUGCCUGGCUCGGGGAGCGCUGGCA
Nothoprocta perdicaria is the source of this 1611-nucleotide messenger RNA. It is a transcript of the gene ANKRD34C, whose product is annotated as ankyrin repeat domain 34C. Gene Ontology annotation, molecular function: protein binding. Lineage: Eukaryota; Metazoa; Chordata; Aves; Tinamiformes; Tinamidae. The record is from RefSeq and is a predicted model, not a curated record. The coding region runs from base 161 to 1501 and encodes 446 amino acids. The transcript has 3 exons.